AUGAAUACUGUUGUGGAUCAUGAUUGUGUUACAAUUGACGAACAAUCAACAACUAUUAGCGUUGAACAACUCAAAACAUCAUUGGAUAUAUUCAUUUCCGAAAUAAAGAAGUCUGAUAGCUCUACUGUGGAAAUUGAAUUGAUCAAACAAAUUGUUUCCUUAUUAACUUAUUUUUCAUCCAAGAAUAAACAACUAAUCGAUCAUGAACUCAUCACACAUCCACUUUUCAUCAUUCUACGUGAUUCUGUCCUUGUUGAUUAUCUUCGUCGAAGACAAAAUCAAGGUAUUGCAUGCGAACUAUUGUCCGAUCUGUCAACAUUUUUUGAAAAUAUCAGUCAUCAUAUCAAUAAUACUAAUGCUCAUCUAUUCAAGCAACUUCUUUUUCAUCAACCUUUAAUCAAUGAACUUACCAAUUGUCUCAAUGAGAUUGGUGACAAUGGUGAAUACUUAGAUGAUCCUCAUUUUCUCACUUCAAUUCAUUGUCUACUAAUGACAUAUCAAUAUUUUAAUAGAUUACAAAAUAUAAUAAAUGAAUCUUCAUCGACUACAUCAUUGCUUCUUGCUGUUAUUAAAUGCUUAUGUUCUUCAUAUUCUAUUGAAAUAAUAAAAAGCCUGGAAUAUAAUUUUUCUCAAAAACUCAAUCAAGGUCAAAUACUUCUUCUUACUACAUGUCCAUUGUAUCUCAAAUGGUAUCCACCUAUUCAUCAAUCGGAAGUUUUUCUUCAAAUACCACGUAUAUUAUUGAGUCCAUUUACUCAAUGGAUAAUAAGUUGUCAUUCAAAUUCAAUUAUUCAUUGUUCUAAAGAUAUUAGAAAUAUUCUACGUCGUUUGAAUAAUGUUCUUGUUCGUCUUGUCGAAUGGGAAGAUAUCAAUAUUUCAAAUCAAGAAUUCUAUAAUGAUUAUUGUAGAUUAGUUUCUAAAUGGACAUCAUUUUUAUCAGUGAUACUUAAUUAUUCAUCAAAUGAUUUGAAUGUUAUAUUAAUAAAAAAAAUGAUCGCUCAAAAUUUGUACGAUUUUACAUUACAUACAAAUGUAUUAAAUUUUAUGAAAACAAUACCAAAUUUAAUUCCAAUGCUACUUCAAAUGACUGAUAUUGAAGAAGAUGAAAUACAAUUGAAUACUUAUCGUUGCUUGGGUAAAUUAAUGAAUGAAACAGAUAUUAAAACUAUGGCAAGUCCGAAUUUUGUUCAACAUGAUCAAGUCAAAGAUGAAUUAAUAAAACAAAAUGCACUUCCAUUACUCAUACGAUGUAUAAUUGAAAAUGAAUUUGAUUCAACUAAAGUCAAACCAAUAGUUCUCGAAAUUCUUCUGGCACUUUCAUUUAAUAAUGAUGCUUCAUCGGCUUUAAGACAAAAUAUAAAUUUCAUAUCAAGAAUUCGAAAUCUUGUCAAUAGUACUAAUUCGGAGAAAUCAAAUUUACAACGAGCUGCUGAAGCUCUUCUUUGGAAAUUAGAAAAAGAAGCUGAAGUUGUUGCUAACUCAACUAAUUCAAAAUCAUAUAAAUACGAUAUUAUGAUAAGUUAUUCACAUAGUGAUCGACAAUUAUGUUAUCAAAUUUAUGAACGACUUGUUCAAGAUGGAUUUAAUGUUUGGAUCGAUCGUGAUAACAUGUAUGGAACUACAAUGAUUGAUGUGGCAGAAGCUAUUGAAAAUUCUGAAUUUGUUCUUAUAUGUAUGUCGGAUACAUAUAAACAAAGUGUCUAUUGUCAAUCAGAAGCACAUUAUGCAUUUGAACGACGUUGUCAUUUGAUACCAAUUAUUAUGAAACCUUAUUAUAAGCCUGAUGGAUGGCUUGGUAUUAUGGUAAGCGGUAAAAUUUAUGUAGAUUUUACUAAGAUCGAAUUUACAUUGGCUUAUGAAAAAUUGAAAAAAGAAAUAAAACAACAUUGUCAACUGAAUAUGAAUUAUUCAAUGAUAAAAUCUAAAGAAAACAACUAUCAAGAUAUUUCUUCUACGAUUUCGAAAUCUGUUCAACAUGCUUCGAUAUUGAUCGAUAGAUCUUCGAUCGUUGAACUACCUCAUUGCAUUACUCAAUGGACUAAUAAUCAUGUUCAAUCAUUUUUUCUAACAAACGGAAUUGAUAAUACUAUGCUUCUUCUAUGUUCACGAUUGGAUGGUCAUCGACUUUUACAGCUCUAUGAAAUUUGUAUGAUCAAUCGUGAAUCAAUGUAUCAAUCAUUGAAAAGUGAAUUAGCCAAUGUACACCAUAGAACAUUAACAAUUAGUGAUUAUGUUACUUUUCUUCAUGAAAUUCAACGUUAUAUUCCAUUAACGCAUACCAUUUCUCAAUCUACAUCAUCAUUUCUACCUUCUUCCACAGAUUGCUAA
Messenger RNA from Rotaria sp. Silwood1, 2328 nucleotides. NCBI's taxonomy places the organism in Eukaryota, Metazoa, Rotifera, Eurotatoria, Philodinida, Philodinidae. The record is from the annotation of a GenBank genome assembly.